AUGAUUUUCAAGGAUUUGAAUGAAGAAGAUAUGCGAUCUUGCUUGAAUGAAAAGCUAGGGAGCUUUGUCGAAGCGACGAGAAAGAAAUACGAGUCUAAUUGCGACUGGAAUCCGAAGCUAGCUGUCGAAAUUCCCGAGUUUGCCAUCUUUCCUGAGGACUCUCCGACUGCCUUCUUUUUCAUGGAUAUGUGGAACGCUGCUAUUGACGAUCUUAAUCUGGACAGGACCAUCGCAAGAUUCGAAGAAGAAAAUUAUCGAGAGAUGAUUUUUAUCGGCUUCAGAACUAAAGCAUGGAAAUUUCUGGAAAAAGCAGGACUCACAGAAGACGAUCCACACUGUUGUCCCUCAAAAUGGAUCAAUCCAGAAGAUUCUGAUAGUUUUUACGGCGAUGAAAGUGCUCAAUCAGCACUUGUUUUAUCGCUUCAAAACCUUAUUAAUCAAAACACAAAUCAAGCCCAGAUUUUGGACAAUAUCGACUCCGGAGACAAUGAAAAUACUAUAACGAUGGAUCUUUGCUUGGAAGAAAACGACGUUGUGACAACGAAUAUCCCUCUCAAAUUCACGAAUAUUGACAAAGAAGCUGAUGUUUUUGAGUUGAGACCAUAUUUGAACAACUCUUUAAAAAUAGAUGUUGACGAAAAAUACGACAAUCUUGUGAUAACACUCACCGAUGUCAGAGAAAAAUGGAUGAAAACUAAACUUAAAAUGUUUUUAAUUUACCUUAAAGACAGAAGAACUGAUGACGAGAUCGAAGACAGUAUCCGUGAAGGUGAAGGCGCUUUAGUAAGGGCCAAAGAAGUGACUAUUCUUGCGUAUUUAACAAAGCAAGACUGUCUCGCAGCAGAAGAAAAAGCUGAAGCAGGAAUUGGGGGAAGACAAGAUUUGAGAAACGUCAAUUUGCCAAUUCUGCACUCGAAAAUUUUUUACUACGACGAGGAAAUUGCCAAUCUCACCCAAUUGGAGAAGGACAGAAUAAAGACAGAAGAAAAAGAUCUGAUGAAAUAUUUCAUUGAAAGAGUUACCGAUGGAAUUCGAGAUGCAUUUAAUGGAUUCAAAAUCAAUGACAUCGAAUACGCGGGACUCAGAAAGGCAAAUCCUGAAUAUAUUGAAAAACCUUACCCAUCACCAAAAUCACGUGAAGAGAACAAAGAUGAAGACUCAGGGUCAGAUGAAGGCUCUGGGUCAGGUGACCUGCCAGAAAAUGAGAAAAGACCUCCAAGAGAAAGAAUUGGACAAGGGCAGAUCUCUGAUAUCGUCCUGACGUUGUAUUCUGAUAGUGAAACGACAGCAUUCAAGGAUGUCUUCGAAAAUACUAUCAGAAAACUUGAAGGAUGGAUGGAUGAGUACAUAAAAGAGAACAAUAUCAGCUACAUUCGUGAUGAGGACAGGAUCAAAAAGAGAAUGCUCUCACUCGACCCUUCUAUUUCGCCCAGAAACGAAGAGCCAGAGAAGUCAAGAAGCUUCAAAGCCCAAGCAAUCAAAUUUACAGAGCCUGAAUCAAAAGACACAUUUGAUGGUCUCAAAGAUGGUUUUCUUGCGAUCUUUCCCUUUCUGGUCUUUAUUCCAACGAUGAAAAUUCUGGCAACAGUUAAAACGAUGCUCAAUGUAGUCAUUAGUCAAAUUGAAAUCACUGCUUACAACCCGAAGACCACAAGAAUCGUUGAAAUAAACGAGUUGGGCGAUCCAGUCUUUGAAUUUAGAAAUACGAGUUACGGCAGAUCAAAGCAAGAGAUCGAUUCUUUCGCCGAAUUAGUUAGAGCCUCCUUCGACACCGCCAAGUAUAAGCCACGGUCAAAUAAAUGUGUCACUUCAAUCGUUGAAAAUGAUGAAAAGGGCAAAACAGUCUCACUUCCGAAUCCGUUUUCUACCGAGUGUCUCAAUGUCACGGAAUCGACCUAUUAUGGCUUUUCGCUUCUUGGUGCGAUGACAAUCUUCAGCUUUCUUCUCUUCCUUAGAUUUAGUUGGCCAUUUAUCAUGGAUUUCAUGGACCGGGAAAACUUCAUCCCCAUCUGCUGUGGAGACAGAGCUGGAAACAAGCGAACCAUUGGCACAAAUGUGAAUGAAAAAGACAUCGAGAAUACGUACCGUAUUAUCGAAAGACUAGGAUUUUUCGACGGUUUGAUGUAUCAAACAAAACCAGUCUCGAGAAAACGAGCGGAGAAAAAUAAAAAGAAUAUCGACCAAUUCAUCGUGGAACGUCUGCGCUACAAAGAACAAGACAAGCUGUUCUGGGAAUCGUUCAAAAAAGCAGGCGAAAGGCAAGAAACAAUCACAAAAGCACACAAAUGGAUUCCUUGCCUCCGCCGUACUGUUCCACGAUUCAAACCGAGGCCAGAAAAAGAAAAGGCAGAAGAGGAAGAAAAAAACAAAAAUAUGAUUGACGCCGCGAUUGGGACCCAAUCGAGGGAUAUUAAGAUUAUUGAGUUAAAACGCUUCGAUUCUGAAAAUCCAAUUGCAAAGUCCCAAUCACCAACUGAAGUCAUUGAAAUCAGCGGACAUACACAGAGAGGAGUGAUAGAACGCGCAACCGGAGUUCCAGCAUACAAUGACACUCUAGCUUAUAUCAGAAUAGUUGAACUUUUUAUCAAAGAAGGAGACUCAGGUGGAACGAGCGAGACCACGUUCCAGUCAAGAGAAGGCCCAACUAUGGGGGAAGCCAAAGAGAAGAAACCGAGUUCAUUUCGGCACUUGGCCAUUUUAUUGAAGAAAUCGCUGUUGAUACAAAUAAGGCAUCCCUGGGCACUAUUCUUUGAAAUAUUUCUUCCAGUCCUUUUUGGUUCCCUCCUAAUCGUCGCACGUGUUUAUGGUGAUGUGACGCCUGUCGCGAAUAUAACUGCCUGGGAUACCUUCAAUCCGCGCGAGCUCAGCCCAAGAAAUGUCAUCAACCUCUGUCGUUACGAUGAAGAAACGAAUCAAACUAUUCCCGAAAUGGAAAUUGCGUAUGCACCAGACACACUUUCAGCGAAACAGAUCAUGGAUCAGGUUUUAGCGGAGAUUUCAUUUGUUCGAGUAAAUGGUCAUCCUAACCCUAACAUCACUGGACUUCCCUACGACCCAGAUUAUGAUCCCGGCGAGGUGAUCGUCCGACCUUUUCUUAUGUGUCCCGAAACCAACGAGUUUUUUAAUUUCACAAAUGCUACAACCGAAGAUCAAGCUGCUUACAUUAGCACAUUUCAACGCGUAACAUGGAACAUAACAGCAUAUGCUACCGAAGAAGACCUUUCAACCUUCAUCAAGACCUCUGAAUCCACUGAUCAAAUCUUUAUGGCAGUUACAUUUAACGAAGACACUUUUAAUGGCGACACUGUUCCUGAUACUCUCGACUAUAAAAUCCGACCGCCGGCAGUUCCAAGAACUGAAGUCUCAUCAGAUGGGUUCGCGUCGGCGCGUGGUUGGCUCACUGACCUUCUUUACCCUCAAAGGAAAAGGGCAGCUGGACCUCGAUCGAAAUCGGACGCUACUGGCGGCUCACCGUAUUAUGGCGCCGAGGGGCUGUUAUACUUGCAGUAUUUGGUCAACAACGCUUUCAGCAAAGUGAAGAACUCCGCAGAAAUCGGACCUGUCGAAAUGAAACGAUUUCCUUAUCCAGAAUACACCGAAGAUGACCUCAUGCUCGCUCUUCAAAGUCAGCUUGCCUUCGUCAUCCUGAUCACUACUCUUUACCUGUCUUCCGGUACCGCCAAAACCCUCGUUAUUGAAAAAGAAACCCGGCUCAAAGAAUACAUGCUGAUGAUGGGAUUGAAAAGAAACACACUCUGGUCCGCGACUUGGAUUUUCUCAUUUGGCAAAUUCCUCAUCACUUGUUUCACCUUCACUUUCGUUUUAUUCGUCCCCUUUACCGACAAUGGCGCCGUAUUUUUGACAUCAGAUGGGCUCGUUUUCUUUCUCUUCCUUCUUUCAUACGGAACGGCUCUCAUUUCCCUUGGUUUCUUUAUGGGCGCCUUAUUCAGUACUUCGACAUCUGCUUCCGUGGCCACUGGUGGUGUUACUUUUUUGAUGUUCAUUCCUUAUCGAUUCUUGCAAAUCAACGGAUCAGCGACAAAAUACGGUGCAAAGAUUAUGGCUUCGAUUCUCCCUCCUGUCGCCAUGGCUCUUGGUCUGGAAACUGUCGGAAAUUGGGAAAUAGCCGGAGAAGGAGCAACAUUCAAAAACUUCUUCACUCCUCUUUCAAGCACAAACCCUCUCAAUCUCGGAACGCAAAUGUGUAUUUUACUUUUCGACACUCUGCUUUUCUUCUUGCUUGGCCUCUACGUCGAUACUAUUCGACCAGGUCAGUGGGGCAUCCCGAAACCGUGGAAUUUCUUCUGUCUUCCUUCGUACUGGCGACCAUCAAAGAAAAACCAGGUUACCGCAGAAGAAGCAGAAAGCGAAAAUCCCCUUGAGCAGAAACUACCAGCUGGCACAAGCAAAGAGUCUGGCUUUAGAUUAAGAAAUCUGGUCAAAGAAUUCGAAGAUAAAGGAAAAGACAAGCCCUUCAGAGCGGUGGAUAAUCUUUCCAUUGACGCGUAUGAAAACGAGAUUACAGUCUUACUUGGUCCAAAUGGUGCCGGAAAAUCAACAACGAUUAACAUGAUGUCCGGAAUGCUCGUGGCUGACACUGGGUCCUGCGAAGUGGGUGGCUUCAACAUCACAACGAAUCCAUGGGCGGCUAGAUCAAGUCUGGGUCUUUGUCCUCAGCAUGAUAUUCUUAUUGCUGAGCUAACUGUGAACGAACAUCUUAUCUUCUUCGCUGAAAUCAAGGGCUUCACCAACGCUCAAGCUCAAGAGGAAGCAAAAAUACUCGUCCAAGACAUUCAACUUGGCAAGAAGCAAAAGGUCUACUCAAGCAAGCUUUCUGGUGGAAUGAAACGAAAACUGUCAAUCGGAAUCGCCCUUUGUGGUGGAUCCAAACAUUUGAUUCUUGACGAACCGAGCUCUGGAAUUGACGUUAGAGCAAGACGAGAGCUUUGGAAGAUUUUGGAGAAAUAUCGACGAACCCAUACAAUGCUUUUAUCGACUCAUUACAUGGACGAAGCCGAGCAACUGGCCGAUCGAAUUAUCAUCAUGGCUCGAGGAAGCGUCAAAUGCUCUGGAACUGUUCUUUUCUUGAAAGAAAAACUCGGAACAGGUUAUCAUCUUACAAUGACAAUGUCGGAAUCGACAGAUUUCCCAACACUCGACAAAACUAUCCGAAACGUCUGCUCUGGCGCCUAUGUCGAGAAAAUUUACGGACAAGAAUGCGACUUUAUUUUGCCAUUUGAAGACGUCGAAAAGUUCCCAGAGCUGUUCGAAAUUCUGGAGAAAUCAAGCGAAAACCUUGGCGUCUCGAGUUUUGGCGUUUCGGUGACGACAAUGAACGAGAUUUUCUUGAAAAUGACAAAAACGAAGGAAGAUCUUCAGGCUAAGAAAUCCGUCACUUCAGCAGUGGAUAACGAAGAAAUUCUCAAAUCGAUGACUGAAAAGAUCGACCUAUUGACUGGCCCUGCGCUUCGAUUCCAGCAAUUCCGCGGAUCUUUUAUCAAAUGCAUGUUCCACUCUCUUCGAAAUAUCAAGACGAUUCUGACUUCUCUCUUCUUCCCCGCCUUUUUCGUCUCCUUGGCCGUUAUCAUCAUCGGAGUUAUUCCGACUAUCGGCGAACAGGAUCCUAUUGAUCUUUCUCUGACUCCCUACGAAGGUGGAAUCAAAACACCAAACGGCUUCUCCAAUGUCAUAGUCAGUAACGAUGGCUUCCAAACAGGAUUAGACAGAACCUUCCCCGACGGAAAUAGUGACAAAAUCGCGAAUAUCGAUGAAGCCACCCUCUCAGAACACUACGGAAAUUUUUCCGAAUGGGACGAUCACAUCGCUGAAAUCCAACGAGUUGAGAAGUCGAAAUUCGACAAUGAGUACCUCAUGGCCUUCCAUCUGAACAGCACUAACAAAAUCGCUCUUUUCAACAACGAAGCUUACCACACGCCUGGAAUGGCGAUGCACUACAUGAGUUUGAUCCUCCUCAAGCAGCAAAAUGAAAACUUGAACAUCAACGCUCAAAAUCAUCCACUUCCGCCUGAUUCGGGAACUUCCGUUUCCCAAGAUACAAGUUUCGCAGUGCAAGGAUACAUCGUCACUUUCUACUGUAUCAUUGGAAUGAUGAUCAUGUACGCGCAGUUCUCCCUGCUUCCGUGCAAAGAGAGGGAACAGGGCGUGAAAGUGAUGCAAAAAUGUUCUGGCGCUCCUCUUUGGGUGACCUGGCUAGCGAAUUACUGCUGGGAUAUUUUGAAUGCACUUCUCCCAAAUGUUCUAGUCGUUAUAAUUCUUCUCAUUGGUGCGCAGUUUCUUGAAGGACUUGAGGCAUUCUCUGAUGCUGCAUUCGCCCUAUGGUUUGGUACAUUCAUCACUUCUUUGGCCAUCAUCCCUUGCGUCUACUGUCUGAGUUUCUUGUUCACGAAUCCAGCUAAUGCGUCCAACUACAUCGGAUUCCUCAAUUUCGGACUUGGAAUCAUCACUUUCAUCACUUACUCAAUCUUGAGCGAUUUGGACGACAUAAGCGAAGGGACAAUUAACCUAAUCGACCGACUUUUUUCCAUCGCUCCUCAAUACUGCUUUGCUCGAAUAAUCUUCCUUAUUUACUACAAUGGAAACAUCUACAAAGCCUGUGAAGAGAACGAAAUCACUAGAACAGCUUGUGAGGAAGCUGGUUUUGUCUAUGUCAAAGACGUCUUGACAAUAGAAGAAGGCGGAAUCGGAGAAUAUCUUGCUGUUGCCAUCGCCUUGAUAAUCCUCUACUUUGUCUUGCUUUCUUUGAUCGAAUGGGAGAGCGGCACAAAAACUCUCAGUCGAUUCUUCAAAAAAAUCAUCCCAACAGAUCUUUGCAAGCAGUGCUGCGCCGCCUGCUGCUGCAAUCAACCUGAUGCCACGGAUGACCCAGAAGCUGAAAUUCAAUUCGAAGAUGACAGCGACGUCAUCGCCAUGGCUCAAAAAGUGAACAAGGGAGCAAAAGACCUGACCAAGGAUCAUUCUCUCGUCGUCGACAGUUUGGAAAAGAACUACGACGGUUUCAGAGCUGUCAAGGGCGUCAGCUUUACCGUCAAGCCAAACAGCUGUUUCGGUCUUCUUGGUCCAAAUGGAGCUGGAAAAACUUCUUGUUUCAAAAUGCUCACUGGCGAAGAAACUGUUUCAAAAGGAUAUGCUUAUAUCAACGGCUUGGAAAUCCAAAAAGAUCGUUUCGGAAGUCUCAGAGAGUUUGGUUACUGCCCUCAAUUUGAUGCUCUUCUGCAGCAAUUAACUGGCCGAGAGACUCUCUAUUUAUACGGACGAUUGCGAGGUGUGCCUGAGAAAGUUUUGCCAAAGAUGGUGAAUAAUCUGAUCGAACUUGUGGGAAUCAAGCAAUACGCGGAACGUCCAUCUUCGACCUAUUCUGGCGGAAACAAACGAAAACUCUCCGUCGCCAUUGCUCUGACUGGUUAUCCCCGAGUAACAAUUAUGGACGAGCCCUCAUGUGGCUUGGAUCCUGGUGCUAGACGACAAUUGUGGAGUGUCAUUUUGAGCGUCAUGAAAACUGGUGCUUCUGUUUUGCUCACCUCCCAUUCUAUGGAAGAAACUGCUGCUUUGUGCGAUGAACUGGCUAUUAUGGUCAAUGGCCGACUAAGAUGCAUUGGAGGACAACAACAUCUCAAAUCAAAGUUCGGAAAAGGCGUUGAAAUUGAGGUGCAGCUGCCUGAAGGAGGAAAUUCUCAAAAUGUUUCGAAAGAAAUCAACAACAGAAUGCCAUUCCUAGAAGUGAAAGAAAUCAACCAGUCUUUCAUCUCCUUCCGCGCCGAAUCUGGAGCCCAACUAUCUACUCUCUUCAAAGAGCUUCAAGCUACGAAAAAUACCGGUGUCAUUGCGGGCUACACGGUCGAUCAGCCGACUCUGGAACAAAUUUUCAUCGAUUUAACCGGAAUCGAGGAGAAAUAG
Oikopleura dioica is the source of this 7914-nucleotide messenger RNA. The record is from the annotation of a GenBank genome assembly. NCBI's taxonomy places the organism in Eukaryota, Metazoa, Chordata, Appendicularia, Copelata, Oikopleuridae.